GGGGGAAGUCAUCACAAAGUCUCUGUUUCUCCUGUCGUCCAUGUCCGAGGGCUGUGCGAAUCAGUUGUGGAAGCAGAUCUUGUGGAAGCUCUUGAAAAGUUUGGAACCAUAUGCUAUGUCAUGAUGAUGCCAUUUAAGCGCCAGGCUCUGGUGGAGUUCGAAAAUGUAGAAAGUGCAAAGAAAUGUGUAACGUUUGCAGCAGAUGAACCUGUAUAUAUUGCUGGACAGCAAGCCUUUUUCAACUACUCAACAAGUAAGAGGAUUACGCGGCCAGGGAAUACUGAUGACCCAUCUGGUGGAAAUAAAGUUCUCCUGUUGUCAAUUCAGAAUCCUCUCUACCCAAUUACAGUGGAUGUCUUGUAUACUGUGUGCAACCCUGUUGGAAAAGUUCAGCGCAUUGUUAUAUUCAAGAGAAAUGGAAUACAAGCUAUGGUUGAGUUUGAAUCAGUAUUUUGUGCCCAGAAGGCGAAGGCUGCACUCAAUGGAGCAGAUAUCUAUGCAGGAUGCUGCACACUAAAAAUUGAAUACGCGAGGCCAACUCGACUUAAUGUCAUUAGAAACGACAACGAUAGUUGGGACUACACUAAACCAUAUCUGGGCCGACGAGACAGAGGGAAGGGCCGCCAGAGGCAAGCUAUUUUGGGAGAGCACCCAUCAUCAUUUAGACAUGAUGGUUAUGGGUCACAUGGUCCUUUGUUGCCCUUGCCGAGCCGGUACCGAAUGGGAUCUCGGGACACUCCAGAACUUGUUGCUUAUCCGUUGCCCCAGGCAUCCUCCUCUUACAUGCAUGGUGGAAAUCCUUCUGGGUCAGUUGUCAUGGUUAGUGGGUUGCAUCAGCUAAAGAUGAACUGUUCAAGGGUCUUCAACCUGUUCUGCUUGUAUGGAAACAUUGAGAAGGUGAAAUUUAUGAAGACUAUUCCAGGCACGGCACUGGUUGAAAUGGGUGAUGAAUAUGCUGUGGAAAGAGCUGUCACACAUCUCAACAAUGUCAAGUUAUUUGGAAAGAGACUUAAUGUCUGUGUUUCCCAGCAGCAUUCAGUAGUUCCAAGCCAGAUAUUUGAACUGGAGGAUGGCACGAGUAGUUACAAGGAUUUUGCAAUGAGUAAGAAUAAUCGCUUCACCAGUGCUGGUCAAGCAUCUAAGAACAUCAUCCAACCACCCUCAUGUGUGCUGCAUUAUUAUAAUGUUCCCCUGUGUGUAACUGAAGAAACAUUUGUAAAGUUAUGUGAGGAUCAUGAAGUUCUCAGCUUUAUUAAAUACAAAGUGUUUGAUCCAAAACCUUCUGCCAAAACACUGUCUGGUCUGUUGGAAUGGGAAUGUAAGACAGAUGCAGUGGAAGCUCUCACUGUACUUAAUCACUACCAGAUAAGAGUCCCAAAUGGCUCCAACCCUUAUACCUUGAAGCUUUGCUUCUCUACUUCAUCCCAUUUAUAGAGAAGAGGACAGCAUGUUAAGAGCUACAUUCACCUUGAUUUGCAAGUUUAAAACUACACUUCGUUCACAAAGCUCUAAAGUGGUUGUUCUAAUGUUGCCUUGUUUCAACUUAAUUCUAAUAUCUUUUAUCUUGUUUUAUAAUAAAUGGAUGUUCCUUCAUAAAUACAAACCAGAUUUUUUCUUUUUGCCUCUGAGAAGUACAUGUUGUAAGCUUACUACAAAGUUUGUAUUUUGUUAGUGUAGUAUCUUCAAAUGUCUAAAGAAGCACCAGUAGUAUAAAAAGAUUGUUUUCUUCAAAAAAUGAAAUAUAUUUGCAUUUUCGAUAAUGUUAAAGAUUAGCAAGUAUUUUUCCAUUUGUAGUCUUAAUUGGCAGAUAGAACUAUUACAUCAGAUUUUUAAAUGUAGAAAUUGUUUUUCAGUAUGUUAAGUAGUGAAGUAUGUUGCAAUACUUAAAAAGCUUGUAUUUAUAAAAUGCUUUAAUCAGGUUAACGUUGCACAUACCGAAUUUUUAGUAGUAUAGACUUGAUUUAUAGUUCAAACGAAGCUAAUGUAGAAAAUUAUUAAGUAUGUACACGUGUAUGGUGUGAAUUCAUACUUAUUUAAAGCGGUUUUUGGUUUUUUUAAAAAAACUAUUUUCCAUUUGCAUUAGCAUGAUGCCAUCUAUAGCUCGUCCCACCGUAGGGGCCUUUUAAAAAUUAAAAUUGCAAGCCUGUAUCAAUGUGUUCAUCCUCAUUUUCCAUAAUUUAAACUUAAAUCUUCGGUGUUUAACAUAUCCUCUUGACUUUUUUUUUUUAAAGUAGUGGUUAUGACAUGCUAAAUGGUAAAAGUUGGAUAUGUGAGAAGAUUGAGCGCAAUAGAAACCAAGGUGGUAAAAGUAGUUAAAACAAAAAGCAAGCCCCACCAUACUCUCUCAUACCUGGACAGUUAAUUCGAUGUUUUCUUUUGUCUGUUUAUCUUAUACAUCUGUUAUGACCAUGAAAGAAUUCAUAGGGUGAAUAGACUUGGCUAGCCUCUCACUUAAACUGAGGUAAUCUAGGUGGGAUUCAGAUAAUGUAACUAAUUACAUAAUGUGAAAUUAAUGAGGAGAGAAAUAUUUCACUUUUGGGAAGAUGAUUUGUUUUGUCCCAGUACUCUGAAACCUCUGUUCUCUCUUCUAGAACUGGAGUUGCAUCUUACUUGGGCUAAACCCCCAGAACUGGGAAUCCAAGCAGGGAAGUCUGGGAGCUGUUGUCCUAGGCUCUGUGUUUGUUCCCUUUUCUGAAUUUGCAGCAAGGUGUUUAGGGCUUCUUUUAGUUCUGCUCUUGGUGAUCAGAGAGUAUUUGUUUUAUCAGAUAUUUUAUGUUUUAUCAUACAAGUUCUUUGUUCUGUCUUUACAGAUUUUAUCCAUGACCAUCCUUAAUGCAAGAUUAUUUGUGCAGUGUGCUUGUCCUUGAGAGAUUAUGUUGCAGUGUGUUUACAGGUUGUGGGCAUUGCACAGGUCUCUAAAUACAGACUGGAUUUUCCCCAUUCUUAAUUUCAAGGCAAACACAUUUUCCCUUGUAUGAUAAGGUGGAUCAGCUGUCCUUCAGGUUUUCUCAUCAACAAUGAUUCAUUUUUGCCCUGUCUACCUCCAUUUUGUUCAUGCUUCAGGUAAUGAGUAUUUCAGGUAUUCAAAU
Messenger RNA from Pygoscelis adeliae (Adelie penguin), 3089 nucleotides. RefSeq names its product heterogeneous nuclear ribonucleoprotein L-like (gene HNRNPLL). Gene Ontology annotation, cellular component: nucleus. The record is from RefSeq and is a predicted model, not a curated record. The coding region runs from base 121 to 1434 and encodes 437 amino acids. Gene Ontology annotation, molecular function: mRNA binding. NCBI's taxonomy places the organism in Eukaryota, Metazoa, Chordata, Aves, Sphenisciformes, Spheniscidae. The transcript is spliced from 12 exons. Gene Ontology annotation, biological process: mRNA processing; regulation of RNA splicing.